Brassicogethes aeneus is the source of this 573-nucleotide messenger RNA. The record is from the annotation of a GenBank genome assembly. Lineage: Eukaryota; Metazoa; Arthropoda; Insecta; Coleoptera; Nitidulidae.
AUGUUGAAGUACGUAAAUGACUACUGUUCAAAUGCAAUGUAUUUACUAAAAAUUGAUGAUGAUGUUUUCGUGAAUAUGCCACAGCUAACAAAUUUCAUCCAAAACGAUCUUAGUCCAAAUUACACCCACAAUUUAAUUAUGGCAAAUGUGAAAAAAAAUGCACCUGUGUUUAGAGAAACGGAAUCAAAAUGGAGAGUAUCACCAGAAGAAUUUUCUUCAAAUGUGUAUCCUACUUACUGCCCCGGAUGGCGGAUAAUAUACUCCAUGGAUAUUGUGCAAUAUCUCUAUCGGCAAUCGCAGAAUACAGCUGUAAAGUAUUUUUGGAUUGAUGACGUUUUUGUUACUGGAAUUUUGGCUGCUAAAUUAAAGGACGUUCAUAAGGAAAUAGGGCCUUUAACAGUGACCAAUACAAUGGUCAAGAGAUAUUUAAAGGAGUCUGCAAAAUAUAGUUGUUUUGUGUUCAGUUCUUACAGUUUCGAUAUUAAUCAAAAUGGACCUUUGAUGGAGUUUUUGCAUAAACAGACUGCUUGUUUUUCUAUGGCAAAUCUUUUGGAUUAUUGGAUGAAUAAAUGA